Molecule: messenger RNA, 1277 nt
Organism: Selaginella moellendorffii
Lineage: Eukaryota; Viridiplantae; Streptophyta; Lycopodiopsida; Selaginellales; Selaginellaceae
Exons: 3
Coding region: 1-1206 (401 amino acids)
Biological process (GO): iron-sulfur cluster assembly
Molecular function (GO): iron-sulfur cluster binding; iron ion binding; protein binding
Source: RefSeq, a predicted model, not a curated record
AUGCUUGCGGAGAGCUUUGUCCAGUUCCUCCUCAAGUCUCGCGGCUACGACGGUGAUACGUUUCUCGGGAAUUUGCUCGUCCAGAUGUAUGGUAAAUGCGGCGAGCUGGAUCAAGCGCGAAGUGCCUUCGACCGGAUAGUCAGGAACGUCUUCUCUCAUCCUCGACGGGCUCUUAUAGCCGUAGUUUUAGGGUUUAUACUUUUCCUUUUAUUACGUCGUCCUGUCGCUCAAGACGCACAGAACCCACGCCGGCGAGGAGCGCUGCGCGUUUGUGAGGGUGAAGCUCUUUGGCUCGCUCGUCACCAAGUCGAGGCUGGAGGAAGAGAAGCAGCGCUGGAUCCGAGAGCUCGAGGCCGUGCCACCGGGGAACUCCCCGGAAGAACAGAGCCUCUGGUCUUCUUCCGCAAAGGUGGUGGAGACGAGCAGCGCCAAGGCCAAGUCCCCGAGAGCGAGCGGAGGGAGUACGAGGAGAAGAAGCUCAAGCUGCGCAAGGCCAUGGGCGAGAACUUGCACGACGACGUCGAUGGCGAGGAUGAGGAUGCCAAGCUGUGGCGCCUCAAGAUCUUGCAGGCCGUGGAGGGCGAUAACUGGAGCAGUGUGAUCGAUGGCCAGACCAUGGAAACUGUUGGCUCCUCCGCUGGUUCUUCGUCUUCGAACGCUUCUUCUUCAACUUCUUCGCGCGAGGUGGUGAGCCCGUUUGAGUCGAGCAACACGAGCAGCACCGCGGGCAGUGGCUUGUACUCCGCCGAGACGUAUGAUUUCACCGCGGAGAACGUUGACAAGGUGCUGGACGAGGUGCGGCCAUACCUGGUAGCUGAUGGUGGAAAUGUGGCCGUCGUCUCGGUCGCUGAUGGAACCGUCUCGCUGGAACUCCAACGGGCUUGCGGGACUUGUCCCAGCUCCACGUCCACCAUGAAAAUGGGAAUCGAGCGAGUCCUCCGGGAGAAAUUCGGCGACGCUGUGAAAGAAGUGGUCGACAUCAACAGGCCAAGUGUAACUUUGACAUUUGAAGCCUUGAAUGGACAGAUUGACAUGCUGAGAAGCGCCAUCGAAGGCUACGGUGGUGUGGUACAGCUCGCCACUGUUGAUCCUGCCAAGGGAGAGUGUCAAAUAAAAUACAAAGGCCCGGUGCCGCUGAGCCUGGGGAUCAAGGCUGCCAUCAGAGACAAGUUCCCGGAGCUCAACGUCGUCUUGAUCGAUCCUUAGAGGAUCAGAAAACUUGUUUGUGGCUUCAUCACCAUCUGGAUAACAUGGUGUCAAAAUUCGUCGACGGCGAA